AUGUCUGGAACAGCCUACCGCCAGACACAAAGAGUGUAUGGCUCUUUCUCAUGUGCAGCUGCUGACAGUGGCAAUGGCGUCCCUGUUGUGCGCACGGCGAGCGGCGAUGUGCGGGGAACAGUGCAGCACACCAACGACCUGCCCGACAAACCGGUCUACAGCUUCCUGGGCAUCCCGUACGCAGCGCCGCCUGUCGGAGACCUGCGGUUCCGCACCCCACAGCCUGUAGCUCCGUGGAAGGGAGUGAGAAACGCCACCAGACUUGGUCCCUACUGUCCACAAGGGCCGAGCAUGCUGUACAUUCUUCCCUUCCAGCUCCAACACCACGACUUCGAUGAAGAUUGCCUCACGCUGAACGUUGAGACACCAACUGUUGCAAAUGACACGAGACUGCCAGUUCUCCUGUGGAUCCACGGUGGGUCGUUCCAAAUCGGCACGGGACGCCCUCAACCUUUCGCCGCCAUGGCCGCUCAUCAGGACGUGGUUGUCGUCACCAUCAACUAUCGCCUGGGGGCGCUGGGUUUCCUCAGCACUGGGGACGAGAACGCGCCUGGGAACUUCGGCUUCCUGGACCAGAUCCAGGCGAUGACGUGGGUGAAAGAAAACAUCCGGAACUUCGGAGGAGAUCCUGACCGAGUCACGCUCUUCGGCGAAUCUGCUGGUGCCAUGAGCGUCUGCUACCACGUGGUCUCUCCUCUCUGCAAGGGGCUCUUCCGGCGGGCCAUCUCGCAGAGCGGCACCUGCAACUCGUUCGGAACCAUUAUCAAGCCGUUGGGAGUUGCCACGACGUUGGCUGAAGCGGUCGGCUGUGAUGGUAAGGACACGGGGAGCAUGGUGUCCUGUCUCCGGCAGAAACCAGCAGACGAGCUCGUCGGUGCUCAGCAGGACGUCAUCAAGUCGUCGAUGUGGGACAGUUUCGGGCCGGUAGUCGACGGGAGCUUCCUCCCGGCGCACCCCGAUGAUCUGUACGACCGGGGCCGGGCACACCCCGUGGACUAUCUUCUUGGAGUGACCAACGACGAGUUCGGAUCUCUGCUGGCGUCUCUGGUCGAGCCGAAGUUUGGACAGGGCAUGACAGAGGACACUUUCAACCGCCACCUCAAGGCGCUCAUAGGAGGACUUUAUCCGGUAAUAGAACCCAAUUAGCUUUUC
Molecule: messenger RNA, 1152 nt
Organism: Branchiostoma floridae (Florida lancelet)
Lineage: Eukaryota; Metazoa; Chordata; Leptocardii; Amphioxiformes; Branchiostomatidae
Product: putative inactive carboxylesterase 4
Exons: 4
Coding region: 1-1146 (381 amino acids)
Source: RefSeq, a predicted model, not a curated record